AGUAGCACUGGUACUUGCCAAGAGGCUCCGAACGAGCUUCAAAACCCUCCAUUUCUCUUGAUUGAGGCUCACACACUAGAUACACUCAAAAAACACGCACUCGCGUUGUUCUCUUUCUUCAUGGAAGACGAUGAUGAGUUCGGAGAUCUCUAUACUGAUGACGUCUUAAAGCCUCUAACGACGUCGUUUCAAUCUCAACCUCAGCAGCAGCAGCAGCAGCCACCUGCUCCGCCUCCUCCUCAGUUCCAGCUUGAAAAUAAAGAAUCAUCCAAACCGACGGCGUAUCAAGGCCGUCCGAUCGAUCUAAACGUCAAUAGCGAUAAGGAUGAUGAUGACGACGAUGAUGAUGAGGAUAAAUUUUUCCGAGCUGCGAAUUCCAGUUCCACUGGAAAGAUUCAAACCCUAGCCUCGUCGCAAACCGGAUUCUAUUCUCGUCCUGACCCGACGAAUUUUGAUUUGAAUAAGAUUUCCGGUCAAGUGGAGGGGAGCUCGGGGGGUUUAGCUGGGGCUGGAUCGGAUUCGCAAGCUAGGGUUUUGGGGACGAAGGAAGGAGAUGCGAAAUUGCCGGAAAGGGCGGGGAGUUCCGGCUUAGGUGACGACGCUGAUAUUGACGUCAUGGUUGAAGAGAGGGACGAAAAAGACGACAAUUUCGUUGUUAAAGGUGGAAAUUUGACGGAUAGAAGUGGAAAUGUUGAGAAUUUUGGCACGGGAGACCCGAUGAUUCCGGGGCUGUCGAUUCCCGGAGUUUCUGGCAGAGUAGAAAGCCGUGCCAACGCUAAUUAUGAUGAUGAUUGGGAUAGUGAUAGCGAGGAUGACUUGCAAAUCGUGUUGAAUGAUACUAAUCAUGGGCCGAUGGGGAUGGAGAGGAUGGGAGGAGGAGGAGGAGGUAUGGGGGAUGAAGAUGACGACGAUGAGGAUGACGAAGAUGGGGAGCCAUUGGUGAUUGUUGCAGACAAUGAUGACCCGAGCCAUCAGCCAAUGAUGAUGGAAGAGCAAGAUUGGGGAGGGGAGGAAGUGGGAGCUGGUGGCGAUGGGGAGAAAAAGGAAUUAGGUGAAGCUGCAAAAAUAAAUGGGGCAGGAGGUGGAGCUGUGGCGGCACAGAAGAUUGGGUAUAGCGGUCACGGGUAUCAUCAUCCGUUCCAUUCACAGUUCAAGUAUGUGAGACCUGGUGCGUCACCAAUGCCUGGAGCAGCUGCUAUGGGUCCCGGGGGCACUUCAGGUCAAGUUCGUCCACCUGUGAGCAUGGUUCCUGGUGCUGGACGUGGCAGAGGUGAUUGGCGGCAGAAAGGUUUUCAUCCAGGCUAUGGAAUGCCUAUUUGGGGAAGUGGGGCUUCAGGACGUGGAUUGGAGUUUACACUUCCAUCACAUAAGACCAUAUUUGAAGUUGACAUUGAUGGUUUUGAGGAAAAACCAUGGAGACAUGCUGGUGUGGAUAUAACAGAUUUUUUCAACUUUGGAUUGAACGAGGAAAGUUGGAAAGAUUAUUGCAAACAGCUCGAGCAACUCCGUCUUGAAACAACAAUGCAAAGCAAAAUUCGUGUUUAUGAAAGUGGGAGAACAGAACAGGAGUAUGAUCCAGAUCUUCCACCUGAGCUUGCAGCAGCUGCUGGUAUUCAAGAUACUACAUCUGAAAGCUUGAAAGUUGGGAAGCCAGAUGCUGUUCAAAAUGACUUAGGCAGUACUGCUCGUGUGCGACCACCCUUGCCAACUGGAAGAGCAAUACAAGUGGAAACUGGUUAUGGUGAACGUCUGCCGUCUAUUGACACUAGAAAACCGCGGAUUAGUGAUUUAGAUGUAAUUAUUGAGAUUGUGUGUCAAGACCCUGCUGAUGAUGAUACCAACACUGGAAAUGAGAUGACAGAGCAAGCUGACAAUGAUCCUUCGAGGGAGGAUCUUAGGGAUGGUGAUGAGUUUGAAGACCUUCCCAAAGAAGAUACUGAAGAUGUGGAUCGUGUUCCACAUGCUCACAGCAGUCGCAGGAGGGAAGUUGUGGGCGGAAGAGUGCCAAUUUCGAAAUCUGUUCACGAUAACUUGGCUAAAGGAAAUGGCGAUUUGCCUCUCUCUUCGGAAGCACCGUCAGCAUCCCAUCCUGACUCAGAGAACAGACACCUGUUUGUCCUGGUAGAGAUUUUGCUCAUGAGGAGAGAACGAAUAACUGAUAAUAAAGAAUCUUCAGUUGAAAGUUUAGAAGGCAAACAUAGUCUUCCAUCAUCUCCUUUAGCUGUUCGAGGUGCUAGUGAACAAAAUAGUGAACCUAAAGAUGCUAUGAAUGAUGAAGUUGCCCUGACUGAGAUAGGCUCUGACAUGAUUGACAAGGAUGCGUCUUUGAAUGCUAAAACAAGUAGUGAUUCACUUACAGAUGAAACAGGGAACCAUGCUUUGAAAAAACAGAAAGUGAGUUCAAAUGAUGAACAGCAUCUGCCUCAAGAAAUUGAUGAGGAUGAAGACUCAAAAGCUGCAAGAAGUAGUGAAAAUAGUAAAGCAAAAUCAGGAAGUAGCAAUUACCGGAAGCUACGGGACAGUGUUGAAGAAGAAGAGGUUCAAGGAGCGCGCUCAAAACACAUGGGUAAUCUUAAAAGGUCAACUGUGGGCAGCGAGGACAGUGUCCGAAGGAAACUUCGUGAUGAUAGACAAGAAAAUGAUAGACACCGCACCUCAGUGAAAGGGAGGGAAGAUUUAUAUCAGCACAAAGGGUUGGAUCCUUAUUCUGCACAUCCUUCUCGAGGGAAAUCUGUGAAUAUAGACCUGCGAAAGGAUAUGGAUAGUAUUGAGGGAGCCCGUCAUCGCAGAGAAGAAGAUUUGCAUGGGAGGAGACCUAGAGCUGAAGACACAAGAAAAAGGGAGCAUAGGGAUGAGACUGAUUCUAGACACCGCAGUAAGGUUCGAGAAAUUGAAAGAAUGAAAAAAGAUGAACAUUAUCAACUGAGAAAACAAUUGGAUAAUGGGAAUUGGAAAGGCGGUUAUGAUAAAGAUGUGGGAUUGAGGCACAGAGACAGGGAGGAUAAUGUGAAAAGUCGAAAUGAAAUAAUAGAUGACCUUCACAACAAGAGAAGGAAAGACGAUGCACAGUUAAGGAGGGAGCAUGCUGAAAAGGAAGAAAUGUUGCAUGCUCAGCGAGAAAGUAGCAGUCGUAGAAAGAGAGAAAGGGAUGAUGUGUUAGAUCACCGGAGGAGGGAUGACCAAGUAAGAAUGAGAGAUGAUGAUCAACAUGGUGUUAGGUACAAAGAAGAGGGAUUGUUUCAGAGGGAAAGGGGCGAGAGGCAACGAGAGCGAGAGGAAUGGCAUAGGCUUAAACAAUUGAAUGAGGAUAUUCCAUCAAAGAAGGAGAAAGAAGACUUGCGGGUUGGAAUGAGGAGUGGGCGAGCUACUGAAGAGAAAACAUGGGGCAGUCAAUCUAGAGGCAAAGAUGACCGCAGAAGUUCUGAUAAGGAGUACCAUUCAAAGGAUGCAUUGCGGCAGAGUGAGUUAAUCAGCAGGAGGGAUCGAGCUGAAAAUGAGAGUCUUUCACAGCAUAGGGGUGUGAGGAGAGCAAGGCAUGAGAGGAUGAACACUCGUGAUGAUCGGGCUGCCAAUGUUGAGAACUACAAGGUGCAUGAGAGAAAACACAGAGAAUCCAAGAAGGGUAAGGAAACUGAGAGUGUUGAUCGGAAUUCUUGGCCCGUUCUAGAGAAUCAAGAUGAAAUCAGUGCGCAGACAAGCGACAUGGUGAGAUUCAAAGGCAGAAUUGAGCAGGGAAAAAGUGAAAAUGAGAUCCAUGUGAAUAUUCCGCCAUCUAAAAAGCAUAGGGAAGAGGCUUCAUCAGAUGAUGAAGUGUCGGAAUCCAGGAGGGGACGCUCCAAACUAGAACGCUGGACCAGCCAUAAGGAAAGGGAUUUCAGUAUCAGCAGCAAGGCUUCAUCUUCCGUGAAGAUGAAGCAGCCUGAGGCAUACGGUAGUGGCGGGCCUUCCAUUGGCAGCAAACUUCAUGAUGAAGCUUCUAACCCAGUGGAGGAUAAGCAACACCCCUCAGGUAAUGAGAAAGAUGCUGCCAGUUUGGAGACGAAUAACACUGAUAAGAAGCCCAUAGAGGAUAGACACUUGGACACUGUGGAAAAACUAAAGAAGCGUGAACGUUUCAAACUUCCAAUGCCGAGUGAGAAAGAAGCCACAACAGUCAAAAAGGUGGAAAAUGAAGCUUUGUUGUCUGCCCAAAGUGAAAGUCGUGCAGAUUUUGAAGUUAAAGCAGAGCGUCCAGCUCGUAAAAGGAGGUGGACCGGCAAUUAAUUGCGAGAAGACAUUGAUUUUAGGUGGAUAAAGCAGUUCACUUCGUGGAGCAAAUAUCUCAUUGGCUAUCAUAUUUUUAAAUUUGGCACCCUCGUGGAGAUGUCCUUGAUAUGUGAUUUGAGUACCUCUUUGAUUCAGAGUUCUGUACCUUUCAGCAUAGAGGAUACGACCUUGUGAUGUGCUGCAGGCAGCCAUCUAUUUCAGUUCUAAACUUUCUGUUAUUGUCAUCUGAAGUAUAUGUAUAUACUGAUAAAUGUUGACAUCAUACCUCAGCAAGCUGGGUAAUAGAAAGUUUGAUAGUGUUUGUAGUUAGUGUA
Molecule: messenger RNA, 4580 nt
Organism: Coffea arabica (coffee)
Lineage: Eukaryota; Viridiplantae; Streptophyta; Magnoliopsida; Gentianales; Rubiaceae
Source: RefSeq, a predicted model, not a curated record